Molecule: messenger RNA, 5002 nt
Organism: Diabrotica virgifera virgifera (western corn rootworm)
Lineage: Eukaryota; Metazoa; Arthropoda; Insecta; Coleoptera; Chrysomelidae
Product: otoferlin-like
Exons: 27
Coding region: 1-4890 (1629 amino acids)
Biological process (GO): plasma membrane organization
Cellular component (GO): membrane
Source: RefSeq, a predicted model, not a curated record
AUGGCGAAUAAGGUAUUUCUUAUUACAGUGAAUAUUUUGGAGGGAAGGCACUAUAUUUGGGAAGAUAUGGACUCUGUAGUUGUCGUUAGGAUAGAUGGUCACCAAAAAUCUACAGGAGUACAGAAAAAUACGGAUUGCCCCUAUUACAAUGAGUAUUUCGUGUUUGAGUUUUAUACUACGUUGGAGAACAUAUUGGAAAAAAAUAUCAAAUUAUUGGUUAUAGAUCCAUGUAAAAUCUGGAGAAGAAGAAAAAUCCUUGGAGAAAUCACCUUGGACGUAGCUACAGUGUGGAAACAAAAAAGCCACCAGUUUUACCACAAAUGGGCAAUUCUAGGUACUACAAAAUUAGAUGAUUUUACUGGACCACGAGGAUAUUUAAAAGUAGAUAUCUGUGUACUAACCAAAGGUGAGGUUCCAAGAACACCGACCAAUGUUACUAAUGACGAAAUUGAAGGCAAUCUACUUCUUCCAGAAGGCCAAUUUUCUGAGAGGCACAAAGCAAAAUAUAUUUUUGAUGUAUAUAAAUGUCAUAAUUUGGUUGAUAAACCUGGACUCUUAAUAGAAGAUACAACCUCGGAAGAGUCUCAAAAGAAGAAAUCUGUAUAUAUCUCAAUUACUUUUGCUGGCCUAUGUGUAAAAACCUCCACUAAGAAGAAUGCAUCUGUUCUAGAGUUUAACGAAAGACUAACCAUAGCUGAUCUCUUUCCUCCUCUGUGCCAGACAAUAAAAAUUGAAGCAUGUGUCGGUAAAACCGUGCUCUCCCAAAAACAAAUAGGUUUGAAGCAUAUCUCAAAUGAUAAAGAUGAAGGAUUCCUGCCAACAUUAGGUCCUAUCUACUUACAUUUAUAUUCGAGAAAUCCUCUGGAAGGGUAUGCUGGAUCCAUUUUAAUGUCUAUUACCACGGAGCUAGUUACCACGGUGAUAUCUGACAUGAAGAUAGAAACAAAGAUUGAAGCUCUACUGCCACUGCAUGAGAAAUCAUUUUUCGAUGAAGAAAGUAUCACUAUUUUUGCAUGUAUAUCUGAGUUGACCGCAAUCAGUCGAAAAUAUGCCAAAAAAACUGUUUGUAUAAGUAUGACGUUUGGAAGUACGCUUAUCCAAAAAAGGAUACUACCGACAGGUCGAGAAGUAGCUACAAAUAUUACAGAUGAAACGAGACCCACGAAAAUUAACAAAAAGUAUUAUUACCUCGACUAUUAUAAAGAACAACCCUGUUUGUGGAUAGUUCAAGAUGUGCCAUUUUUCAAGAAAAGAGAGUACAAUUCGAAUAUUUUGUUCAAAAUUGUGACAGAAUUGGGAAGAAAAUUAGACGAAAUAGAGGAGCUUCUUACAAAUGGGAAUGUUGAGACCUACGGUAUGAUUAUUAGGAAACUCUUAGAUGCAAAAAAUUUUGUUGAAUCAAGUGGAAGAAAGUACAUAGAUAUUGUUGGUUCCUACAAAGUAACUUACAAUACAACAUUGGACAUCGAGCGAAGAAAGAUGUGUAUCCGAGAAAUGGCAAAUAUACUAAUAAAUGUCAAGAAAAUAGGUGACAAAUAUUCAUAUAAGAAAAAUUUUCGUAAACUCAAAUACAUAUGGACUAAAAUAAAUGGUUUAGUAGAAGAUAUUCAAGAUUGUUGGCCCCACGUCAUUCUCUGGUUGGUACAUGGAAAGAAGAAAGUUGCUUACACUAAAAUUUUGGUAAGGGAUAUCAUGUAUUCACCAAUAGAUGAGGAGAAAGGACAACACUGUGGUCAAAAACAAACGAUUUGUUUUUAUGAUUAUCCUCACGACAAGACUCAUCUUGCGGCAAAAAUGGAUGUAACUAUGUUUCUUUAUUUGGAGAGACACAAAAACGCCUGUGUCGACAAAGUUCCUUCAUUGGGUUCCGAUUUUCCGAAACAACUUGACUCUCUUCCUAGAUAUAUAAUUGUCUCAGAAAUAGAUUAUCCCUGGGAGUUACGAUGUUACAUCUUUCAAGGAAGGAUUAUAUGCGGCUUUGACAAGAGUGGGUUAUGCGAUCCAUUUGUACGAAUAAUAGCUCGUAACCAAGUCAAAGAAACGCAGAUUAUCAACUAUUCACUUAAUCCACUAUGGGAUGAAACACUAGUGUUUACCGAUAUAUCAAUUAAUUUGUAUGAAGUCCCGUCAAUUUUAUUGGAAAUAUAUGACAAAGAUGAAUUCGGAAAAAAUGAAUUUAUUGGAAGAACUUUAGUUAUUCCCAGGUGUCGAUUACCUACUUAUAAUAAUGAUAAUAUUACUUUGAAAUGGAUUAAAUGUUUUCAUAAUGAAGAAGUUACUGGAGAAGUGCUUGCCGCUUGUGAAUAUGUAUCAGAACACGAUGCAAAGUUAGAAAUACCGCACAGAGGAAAAGUAUAUGGUAUUCCCAUAGAUAUUAAGCCAGUACUAGUGACGUAUAAAGUUGAAAUAUUGUUUUGGGGUAUAAGAAACUUGAGAAAACUGAAUCUGAUGCCAAUCAGAAGACCAAGACUAUCAGUUUUUUGUGGGGAUUAUAGCUUGAAUUCUGAUACAAUAGAAAAUGCCUCACGGGAUUCUAAUUUUAUAAAUCUCACGGAAAGUAUGAUAAUAACAUUUCCAGAAGAAAAGGAAUAUGCACCUCCUCUUAUUAUGAAAAUGUACGAAAGUAAACGAUUUGGAGUUUAUAUGUAUGCAGGAGUUCAUAUUUCCAAACUCACAUCAUUUUUUAUAGUACCCAUGACACACGAAGAGAGACGAAAGAAACUUUCUGAUAUAUCCCUAUACUCUUUUGAUAGUAGUUAUAUAUCCACCUCAAGCUCUCUUAUCUAUCCAGUAGAUAGAAUUGACGUAGACUUACAAAUUGAUUCGGUGGAAGAUGAGAAAGAGAUUAAGUUGGAUGAGAAAAGACACUUUUCCUAUUUUAUCAGCCACUGUUGUAACUUUCUGCGAAAAAAUAAGCAUAUCCAAAAAGUAGCAAAUGCAAGAGAAUCAGAAGUUUCUUACGAAUUGCUUCCAGAAGAACCUGAAGAGGAGUAUUACAGUGAAGACUACGAUUGGUGGACGAAAUUUUACGCAUCUAUACAAUUUAUACGGAAUAAAACCGACAAUAUUAUAUUUUUCCAGAGCUCUGAAAAUUUGGACACUCACAGUUCGCUAGGAAAACGGACGUUAAAGAUAUAUGAUUCAGAACUAGAAACUCAGCCAGAAUUCAACGGCUUUACAGAUAUGUUCAAACCAUUUCCUAUGUUUAAAGGAAAAAGAACAGGAGAUGAGGAUUUAGACGAAGAAAAUAUUACAGGUGUUUUCAAGGGUUCGAUUGCCAUCUACAAAUACCCCUUAAACGACGACAAUGAUUACGUAUUCGCAAAUGGAAUCCCCUUGGAGAAAAGUUAUUUUGAUAACUACCCUGAAAAUAACCCCUUGCGGUAUCUAUUAAGGGUUUAUUGCGUUAGAGCAAUAAACUUAAGACCUAAAGAUCUAAAUGGAAAAUCUGAUCCGUAUAUUCGUUUAAAAUUAAAUCAAAAGGAAAUUGUAGAUAAAGAAAACUAUAUUCCAAAAAGUGUUAAUCCAGUAUUUGGCCGUUGCUUUGAAUUUAGCGCCACGUUUCCUCAAGAUUACUUAUUAAAAAUAUCUGUAUGGGAUUAUGAUAUGACAACAAGCGACGACCUUAUUGGAGAAACAGAAAUUGAUAUAGAAAAUAGAUAUUACACCAAACACAGAGCAUUUUGUGGAAUACCAGAAAUAUAUGAAACAUCUGGAUAUUGUGCUUGGAGAGGACAACAUAAACCGUCAUGUAUUUUACUGGAGAUCUGUAAUAAAUGGAACCUCGGGAUUCCAGAAUAUAAAGAAAAAUCGGUUAAGAUUAGUGAAAAAGAUUUUUAUACAAAUAGUUUCACAUCUAGCCCUGAUCGCGAGUAUGAUCGAGAAGUUCUUGCUUUGACCGCAUUGAAGCGCUGGAGGGAAAUGCCUCUAGUUGGCUUCCCUUUAGUUCCUGAGCAUGUUGAAACGCGAUCGUUGUUUCACCCCUCGAAACCAGGUGUCGAACAGGGAAAGCUUCAACUUUGGAUAGACCUGUUUCCAAUAAUAGAUAUACCUCCUCCAAAGAAGAUAGAUAUAUGUCUUAGAAAACCGACACCGUAUGAGCUUCGUGUGAUCAUUUGGAACACCGACGAAGUUUUACUUGACGAAGACGACUAUUUUAGCGGCGAGAGGAAAUCUGACAUCUAUGUUAAAGGGUGGGUAAUCGACAGCUCCCAAGCUCAAUAUACAGACGUUCACUACAGAUCACUUACUGGAGAAGGAAACUUCAACUGGAGGUUCAUUUUCCACUUUGAUUACCUGUCAACUGAAAACAGAAUUGUGAUAAAGAAGAAAGAAAGUAUGUUUGCAGUCGAUGAAACCGAAUUUAAGUUACCUUGCAGGUUGACAUUGCAGGUGUGGGACAAUGAUACGUUUUCUAAAGAUGAUUUUAUAGGUACACUGACUCUUGAAUUGGCUAAACUACAUAGACCUGUGAAAACAGUUUCAAAAUGCGACCUAAAAAUUCUAGAGAAAGGUGCUCCAACAGUCAAUCUAUUUAAGAUACGAAGAACAAGAGGCUGGUGGCCAUUUAAAGCCUACGAAAGGGAUGCUAAAGACGAAAAAUUAACAGGGAAAGUUGAAGCAGAAUUAGAAUUAAUAUGUCUUGAAGAUGCUAUGAAAGAGCCUGCUGGUGUCGCAAGACGUGAACCUCAACCACUUCCAAUGCCAAACCGACCUGAUACAUCAUUCUCUUGGUUCAGAAACCCCUUAAAAGCUUUCAAGCAUGUCGUCUGUAAAUUAUAUAAAUGGAAGUUAAUAAAAGCAGGGUGCGUUCUGGUAAUUGUGUUGUUGGUGGUAGCUGCCAUGUACGCUUUUCCUGGCUAUACGGUUAAAAGAAUUCUUGGAGCCUAAGUUUUAUUUAUUAAGAUCAGUAAUGUGCUUAUAGAUUUACGUUUACAGCUUUAUAUUACAACUUUAAUUUAUUGUAUUUUUAUAUGUUUAAAUAUAUUUUUAUGUCCUACUA